Molecule: messenger RNA, 5163 nt
Organism: Dunckerocampus dactyliophorus (ringed pipefish)
Lineage: Eukaryota; Metazoa; Chordata; Actinopteri; Syngnathiformes; Syngnathidae
Product: plakophilin-4-like
Exons: 22
Coding region: 367-3720 (1117 amino acids)
Biological process (GO): cell-cell junction assembly; cell-cell adhesion
Cellular component (GO): cytoplasm; adherens junction; plasma membrane
Molecular function (GO): cadherin binding
Source: RefSeq, a predicted model, not a curated record
ACAGUGGCUGGGCGGGUUGGUGGGCGGGCGGCAGAUUUCCGCGCGGACACCCCCGGAGGUUGAAGUGCAACCACUGGAAACGCCACAGGAUUAUUCCAACGCACACGUACCGCCACGUACACGCGUACAAGAGCGCGCACGGGUCCGUUUGCGGUGUCGGACAUGUAGCGGCUCUCACGGAGGAGGAGGAGGAGAUGAGGAGGAUGGAUGCCUAACAGGACGGAUCGAGCCAGCUGUGGCCUGCUUCCAACGGCAACAUCUGGCUGGUGACAGCCGCUCGCCAGAGAAGACAGCUCGGCGUUUCACUGCAGCGUCGGGCUCACACACAGCAGCAUCCCUCUGAACUCCAACAUCCAAGUGUCAGAGAUGGAGGAAGGGGAUGCAGAAGGAGAGGGGCCGAGUGGCUGCACCACCACCACCACCACCACCACCAACCUACUGGCUUCUGUCAAAGAGCAGGAGCUGCAGUUUGAGCGGCUGACGCGGGAGCUGGAAGAAGAGCGUCAGAUUGUGGCAAGCCAGCUGGAGAGGUGCAUGCUGGGAGCUGAGUCGCCACCUGCAGACAGCAGCAGCUCAUCUGAGAAGUCGUUUGCUUGGAUGUCUGCGGAAGGAGACGCCCAGGGCGGAGCCAUAUCUGGACGUCAAGGUCGUCGCGUCGGGGCAGAGGAGGGACAGUACCCGCCUGAAGUGGACCGUGCAUCUCUGCAUGACAGUGAGGGCUCGGGGGGCCACUCAGCUCACAUGACCUCCUAUUCGGACAGCGGCUAUCAAGACAGCAGUGUCAGUUACUACAGCAACCAGAAUGUUGUGCGUUCUGAGCCCCGUGCGUCCAUUUCAAGAAGCCCGCGAGCAGAGGGUCAAGCAUCUGGGCAGCAAUCUGGUCGGGUCCUACGUAGGAUGACAUCCCUCCCCUCCAGGAGCCAGUCUCCUGGUUGUGCCACAGCCGGCACGGUCUCUCCUUCUCGCAUCUCCCUGCGAACGUCCCAGGGCAGCACCUAUGACUCACCCAUCCUCUCGGAGCCCAAACCGCUGGCCGCCGUCUUCCCUGGAACCACCAUGCCACCCUCUUGCCCGUCACCCUCGUCCCCGGCUGACGGCACACAGGCCUUGGGUGGUGGGGGAGCGGGUGGCGGUGGCCGUCUGGGCUCCACCCUCUCCCUCAUAGAGGGGAGGGGUUUGCCAGGGUCACCACUGCGCUCCGGGAUGACUGCGGUGCCCCAGCAUUAUGGCUCCACACUGCCCAGACAGGGCCAGUCACUGGCCUACGGUGCAGACCCGUACGGCCUGUACCAGAGGAGUGCCCUGCCCCGCCCUGACAGCCUGAUAGGCCUUCACAGCUCCUACGCCACUCAGUCAGGACAGAUUGACCCCGAGCUGAGAGCUGUGCUGUCUCCAGAUUGUCACAUGACGCCAGUUUUUGAUGACCACACCUUCCACAGCCCCCUGUACCACAGCCCCUCUCACGACCUGCAGGGGUCCCUCUACGGAACAGGCACAGGUGUGGGGACCCUCCCUCGCACCACGAGCCACUGCAGCACGCUGCCGUGCCAAAGAAGCAGCUACGGGCUGAACAACGCCACCGUGUACGUCGACUCCUUCAGGGUCCCCGGCGAUCCUGUUUACUCUCACCGGCACUCUGAUCUGGUGGAGCGGAUGGUCACGCGCACGCCAUCAAUGGAGAGCAUCCACAAAGACCCCAGAGAGUUUGCGUGGCGAGACCCAGAGCUACCAGAGGUCAUCCACAUGCUGCAGCACCACUUCCCCUCCGUGCAGUGCAAUGCCGCCGCUUAUCUGCAGCACCUGUGCUUUGGAGACAACAGGAUCAAAGUGGAGGUGUGCCACCUGGGAGGUAUCCAGCACCUGGUGGAUUUGCUGGACAACAAGGCGACCGAGGUGCAGAAGAGUGCCUGUGGGGCCUUGAGGAACCUCGUGUAUGGAAAAGCCACAGACAACAACAAGGUGGCACUGAGGAAUUGUGGCGGCGUCCCUGCGCUGUUGCGCCUCCUCAGGAAGACCACAGACAACGAAGUUCGUGAGCUGGUGACUGGCGUCCUGUGGAACCUCUCCUCCUGCGAUGCGGUGAAGAUGACCAUCAUUCGCGACGCCAUGACCACACUGACCAACACGGUGGUCAUCCCCCACUCAGGCUGGAGCAGCCUGUCACACCGUGACGAGCACAAGGUCAAGUUUCAGUCCUCCCUGCUGCUGCGAAACACCACCGGUUGUCUAAGGAACCUGAGCUCUGCCGGGGAGGAGGCGAGGAGUCAGCUGCGCUGCUGUGAGGGUCUGGUAGACUCCCUUCUUCACAUCCUUAAAGCCUGCGUGAACACCUCCGACUACGACAGCAAGAUUGUGGAGAACAGCGUGUGCGCACUGAGGAACCUCUCCUACCGGCUGGAGGUAGAGAUGCCUUCCUCUCGUCUCCUCGGCAACCAGGAGCUGGACACCCUCCUGGGAUUCUCCUCCCCGGCCAAGGAGCUGGACUACAUCUGCUGGGGCAAGAGGAGACGCGGGAGGAAGAGGAGCAGCUGGCCAGACGAGAAAUGGGACGGCAUGGGGCCCAUUCCGGGCUUCUCCCAGCCUCUGAGGGGUGCGGAGCUGCUGUGGCACCCAAUGGUGGUGAAGCCAUACCUAAACCUGCUAGCUGAGAGCUCCAACUCCGCCACGCUGGAGGGGGCUGCUGGAUCACUGCAAAACUUGUCUGCCGGAAACUGGAAGUUCUCUGCCUACAUCCGAGCAGCGGUGCGCAAGGAGAAAGGUUUGCCCAUCCUGGUGGAGCUGCUGAGGAUGGACAACGACCGCGUCGUCUGCUCCGUCGCCACAGCCCUUCGUAACAUGGCCCUCGAUGGCCGCAACAAGGAGCUUAUAGGAAAGUACGCCAUGCGGGAUCUAAUCAACCGGCUGCCUGGUGGGACUCCAUCGGUGCUGUCCGAUGACACUGUGGCGUCCAUCUGCUGCACGCUGCACGAGGUCGCCAGUCGCAACAUGGAGAAUGCCAAAGCUCUGGCCGACAGCGGCGGCAUCGACAAGCUGGUGGAUAUCAGCAAAGGACGGGGCAGAGGGUACUCCACGAAGGUUAUGAAAGCAGCAGCUCAGGUGUUGAACACGCUGUGGCAGUACAGAGAGCUGAGGACGCUCUACAAGCAGGACGGGUGGAACUACACCCACUUCAUCACGCCUGUCUCCACCUUGGAGCGAGAACACUACCGUUCGCAGCCGACGCUCCCCACCAGCCCCAUCCACAUGCCCCCUGUCAUCCAGUCCGGUGGGAGCGCUACGUCCUCACCAGCCAUGCUCGGGAUCAGGAGGCACAGCUCAAACUACCCCAGAGCGCAGUCUAUGCAACUGGACACCUACUACGGAGACGACAGUUUGCACAAACGUCAGUACACAGGGUCAGACAACACCAACCCAUAUUUCAUCGACACGUACUGCUCACAGUCUGGGGACAAGCUGAGACGGCCCCAGCAGCCAGAGCCGUUCUACGAUGAACCCGACAGGAAGAACUACAACAGACUAUACUUGUCGUCCCCGCACGGUUACAGCGUGGAGCACUACGACAGCGAGCCGGUCCACCUGACCCCGUCGUCCCCCGACGGCUACGUGGGCCAGGCGCUCCAGUUCAAAGCCAACACCAACUACGUGGACUUCUACUCCACCACACGGAGGCCUUCAAACAGGGCCAGCAAGUUCACCGGCUCCCCCGACUCCUGGGUGUAGAAACAGAAAGUUUGUUUGUGCGUGAACGUCCGUGUUUCUGGGUGAAAGGGUCCAGAGCGCCAAAAACUGUGUGCUCCUUUGGUGGUGGACUUGUCCCCACUGAUUUCAUCAUAAGGUGCCAAAGACAGGAGGGGUGCUUUUCGUAAGCCGAAACCUGACUUAUAGUGUUUGUGCAAAAUACUAUCCGCCAACAUCACACAGAAUCCUGAGAAGGGACUUCAGCAGCGUCAUGUGACACUCUCGACACCACCAACCUGGAGAAAAGUACCCCGAAAACUACACUCAACUAAAAUAUAAACGGUUUUUGCUCCCAUUUUUUGUGAGCUGAACCUCAAAAGAUGUAAAACAUUUUUUAUGUACACAAAAGCUCUACAGAGAAAUAGGUUAGACAUUAUGUUGGCCACAAUAAAAGGCCACCCCAAAAUGUGCAGUUGAACUGUAUUGAGUGCUGAGUGGUUGACAUGUCCAGGGAGUACGCUGGCCCAUGCAAGAACUCGGAGGUUUUUUUCAGCUUCCAGGAAUUAUGUGCAAAUCCUUACAACAUGGGGCUGUGCAUUGUCAUGCUGCAACAUCAGGUGAUGCUCAUGGACGAAUGGCACAACAACAGGCCUCGGUAUCUCUGUGCAUUCAGAAAGCCAUCAAUAAAAUGCACCUGGAGUGGUCCAUGUGGGUGGGGUUAUGGUACGGGCAGGGGCAUGAUACGGAACACAGGUGCAUUGUAUUGAUGGUACUUCGAAUCAGUUCAGAUCAGUUUUCAAUGGGUGACAUCAUCGAGCGUGUUUGGGAUGUUCCGGCUCGGCGUAUCCAAUUUAACCAAUACAGUGAAAGUGCACAUUUUGGAGUGGCCUUUUAUUGUGGCCACCUGUGCAAUCAUCAUGCCGUCUACCGGGCACUUUCAUAUGCGUAUAAAUUAUGAAUGCUCACCAACACAGAUUUAGAUGUAUCAACAAGAUAGGCCUUUUCUGUACAUGGAAAAGGUUUUGGAUUUUCAAGUUCAGCUCUUGAAAAAUGGAAGCAAAAUCGAAAAUGUUGCGUUUAAAUGUCAUCUGCUCCAGGUUUGGAGAGAUCACAGGUGAGUGUCUCCACUUCGGGAGAACUCUUGGCAUUUAUGUCUGUUGACCAAAAGUGCGGUAUAUACAGUAUAUAUAUAAAUACCUAUAUAUAUCAUAUGUGAAACAUAUCUAUUUGUACAGAUGUACAAUGUUGAACGUGUCCUGUCACAUUGUCGUACUCCACCUGUAAAACUUUUUAUGUGACAGUGUGAGGAAGAUUUUCUAUUUGUUAUUUUUAAUUCAUGUAUCUGUAACCUAACGGGGAUAGCCGAGCUGUCUGUUCGUCUAAUGCUGCUGCUGCUGCUGAUAAUGUGCUACGUUACAAAUGGAAAUAGGAGUAGGGAUUCAAGAUGAUGUGAUACAGUAUGAUCAAUAAACAGGAUAUUGUGGA